Molecule: messenger RNA, 1419 nt
Organism: Cryptococcus wingfieldii CBS 7118
Lineage: Eukaryota; Fungi; Basidiomycota; Tremellomycetes; Tremellales; Cryptococcaceae
Exons: 2
Coding region: 1-1419 (472 amino acids)
Biological process (GO): RNA catabolic process
Cellular component (GO): ribonuclease H2 complex
Source: RefSeq, a predicted model, not a curated record
AUGUCCACGAAAUUCAUCCUCACGGCGCAAAAGGACACGCUCCCCCCAGCCCCCGCCCUCUCUCUCCUCCCAUUCUCUCUCGGUCCCACCAACGCCCCCUAUAAAGCCACCGACGCGAACAUCAGUGGCUACUUUUGCCCCCGCCCUAUUGCUGCCCCGGUCGGUAACCAGAGCGAAGGCCAAGACGCGCACGCUGCUCAGAACCUACAAGCGACGUUCCGUGGGCGUCAACUUGUAGGCCAAGAGCUCGCGCUGCCCCCGUCGUACCGUGGUGUCAUUCUUUCUACCACGCUUCCACCCAACAAGGGCGGCACCGAAGACCACUCGGCUUCUCAUCAUACACCUCUUACCCCAGCCGCUUCUACUGCUUCUGUAGCACCAACAGAGGUGUCUGCAGAAGGGGAAGAAAAGCCCGUUACUGGUGAGAGUAGCAGCCGACACCAAAGAAAGAGCGUGUUAGCCAAAAUUAAAGGUGCCGGCCAGAUUGCCCUUUCGCGUCCUCGUAUCACGAGGUCCAAACGACCCGAACCCAAGAAGCGUGUCAGACUAGACUCUGACGACGAAGACGAGCUCGAGGUCCCAGUAGAGGAACCGAAAGAAGCAAAGAGGCCGCGCAUAAGUCCUUCGACGCCAGGCAAACCGCUCGACGUCCCAGAAAUCACCAUCGAAGAGCCUACUCCGCUCAAGGCGAGUACAUCUACGACUCCCUCAUCUUUGCGCCAGCUAAGAAGCGGUACUCCCACUGCUUCACCUCGUCCAUCUUCGGUGAUCGAGGGGGAACUGCCGAGCUUGACCGAAGAAGGCGAGGAAGGCGAUGAAGGAGCAGGCGACGGAGCCGACGCCGUCAGUGUCGAGGUGCAAGAAGUGGAAGAUCAGAAAGAGGACAUGGAAGAGCAGGUCAUUCCUUCUCCCGCUACAGAAGAUGCCCUCCCAACAACGCCCACCUUCAACGUCCCCCCGCCUCCCAUAGAGUCUCCUGACAAGGAGGCCGCCCGACUUGCUACCGCUACAGAAGAGGCGGUCAAGGAGGAGCACGAGGACGUGGAGAUGAAGGAGGAAGCGGAUGCUGAGGAAGCGUAUGGGGGUCCUGUGAGGCUCCUUCGUCCUACUGCGACUUUUGACAGAUUUGUCCUGUAUACUGGGGACGCGCCGCUGGCUGGUUUCAGAGCAGACGAACUGGAAGCAUCAUCUGCCCCCACUGAGCCGCCAGCCGAGUCACCCGAGUCAUCAGCACCUGCCCCUGCAGGUGAAUCAACGAUCGAUGGUGGCAUCCAAGUGAGGCCGUCUUGGUGGCGUCUUGGUGGAUCUGGUGAAGGUGGUGAUGAGUUUGUUCGAGGUAUGGGAGAGUGGUUAGGACUUGUUGAAAGUAUGAACAAGCCUGUCUAUUUGGAUGGUAUUGAGGAUGAUGACGAUGAGUAG